UUCAAAGACGGUCGCGUCGCGGAUCGCUCGUUUUUUUAUUUACCUUUUUUGCGCCCAAACUACCUAGCUGUCUGCUUUCCCCGUUUCUCACCUGUGUCCGCGCUGUUUGCCACUAUUCACCGAUAAUGCGGGCGGCUGCGAAAAGUGUUGCACCAAAUCGCUCAUCAUCAUCAUCCUUGGUUGCGACUUGCGGUUUCCUUUUUUUUGUUUUUGUGUGCAGCAAAUAACUCGUUUCGCGCAUCGGUGUGCGUGUACCAGAGUUUGUGUGUGUGUGAGUGUGAGUGAUUGUUUGUUUGCUCGCGGCUUUUUUUUCUUGUUACUAGCAUUGUUGUUAUUACUAUUGGAUGCAAAUUUGAUCGAGAAUUUGUCGAAAUAAAACAACAACAAACACACGCGUUUUUGGUGCAAACAAAAAUCAACACGGCGGCGGCGCAAGGAACAACGGAACACAGGAGCUGAAGAAAGAAAAACAAAAACAAACGCAAGCAGCAGCAGCAGCAGCAACAGUUGAGGGCGUCAGUGACGUAGGAGAAGAUGUCAUUGACGAAAAAGGAUCCUUCACUGAGAGUCGCCGCCUCGGAUCCGCAUCUCGUUUCUUUGGGCGGUGGGCGUCUGAGCACCGCCGUAACCAUUCACUACAUACAUAUAGGUGACACGACAAUUGGAUCGGCGGUGAGCUGUAGCAUCUCGUUGAAUGGCAGCGGUGUUCGUCCACUGCAUUGCACAAUAUACAGGAGUGACGCCAACGAGGUGACUUUGGUCCCAGAACAGGACGCACGUCUUCUAAUCGACGGUGCUCCCAUUCUGGAGGAGACGAAACUUAGCCAGGGGGCAAUGAUUACCAUUGGUAACUCGAAUUAUCUAAGGUUCAACAAUCCGGACGAGGCGCAAAUGAUGCGUUCGGCGAUGGGCUCCAACGAACGCAUCUCAAUGCCCCAAAUCGAUUUCACACAAUCGGCAAGGCAGGCCCACGAUUUGAGUCAGUCCCUGGAGCUGGAAUCCUUCUACGAGAGCAUUAUAAAUCCCAUUAAUCACAACAAUAAUAAUCAUAACCCAUCGGCAUAUGAAUUGGAUUGCCCCAAAGUCUUCUCCGCCGAUCUUGUUACAGUCAAUAUGCCGGCCAAGGAUGUGCUUGGUCAGAAAUAUGCCAGCUUUGCCCGCAAUCUUGCCGAGAAUCAUCGCAACGAGAAGCAGCUGAACAAUCAGUUUGCCAAGGGAGUUGGCAACAACAGUGGCUACUGGAAUGUGCCCAGCAAUGCGGCGAUCUACAAGGAACAGCAACAGCUCAUCCAGCAUCAGCAUCAGCAGCAGGCGCAGCAACAGGCACCCACGGAUCACCUGCUCACCAAAGUCAACAACGAUCGGUAUGACAGAUAUCCCAAGAGGGGUCUUCAGAUUUACUCCAUGAAUGGUGUGAAUAAUGAGAUCAAUAAUGGUCUGAUUCCGGGCUCAGUUGGUGGAGGAACUUCAAGCGGAGGAGUUGGAGGUGGUGGUGGCGUUGAACUGGAGGACAUGCUAAAGAUUUGCACGGAAUAUGCAGACAGAAACAACUCCAUGAAUCAUGGACAUAACAAUACAUCCAGUACUUCCUCCAGCAUCACAUCCUCACCGAUUGUCCAGAAUCGCAUCAAAACGAAUGGUUCAUUGCCCAGGGACAAGAAUAAGUCACCAUUUCCCACGCAACAACAGCAGAGUGGCUCAGGGGGAAGCACCGCCAUGUUGAGCAGUUCCUCGGGCUACGAGAAUGUCCGUUUAUUGGGUCCCAAUCGUGUGGAGAUUAAUGGUCAAAUACAUGUGCCAGCCUCAGCUGUAGGCAGCUCAGGCAAUGCAGGUGGAGGAGGAUCAGGUGGUUCGGGAGCUAUACCAACUGCAGCAGUUCGUGCCAGCCAUGAGAAUCUGGUGAAUCCCACUGGAGUGGGCAAAUAUGUGCCACAAAGUCCCAGGACCAAGAUCCGUACAAAUUGCAUGUCACCGAAAAAGGAGAUAUCCUUUGGCAAUGCCUUUGCCCUGGCCAUCAGUCCGCCUCAUCAGCCUCAAUCUCAGGUUUCUGCCUCCGUUCCCAUACCCAUUCCCAAUAUGGUAAAGCCACCACUGGCACCCAAGCCGCCGGCUCCAAAUCUGCAGCGUGACUACGAGCAGCUCUUCAAGUCCUUCGAUCGCAAGCAGAAGCAAUUGGAUCGCUUGGUCUCACCCAAACCUAGGAGUAACAAGAACAUCAACAAUCUCACCUUGAACCUCCAAGCUGUGGAGCUGCAGACGCAGUCACCGAAGCCAAGCCGGAAACCAGCGCCAGCCCCUAGGAGUAUUCAUUUGGAGCAACGCCAGCGGCGAGAGCUUAUCCAGCGGCGUAAGCAGCUCAAGCGGGAACUGGCCGAGCUGCCACCAUCGGCGGGAAUGGAUAGUCUAGAGUUGGAAAUGGAUGAACAACCGCUGGCGGCCACUGCAUCACCUCGAUUGCAGCUGCAGGCACUGCAGCAUCGUGUUCGCCGUUUGGAGGCCCAAAGGAAUGCCACACGGGUCAUGGAGGAGAAUCAGCAGGCCAAGCUAAAGCAGUCCAUCGAAAUGAAGCAGGAUCAGCUGAAAAAACUGCGAGCAAUGUUGAAGCAAAAACCGAAUAAUGCCUGCCUGAAGGAGGAACUGCAGCUGGUGUGCGAGUCAUUGGAGAGCGAUAGAAAGACCUUUGAGGAUCUAGAGUUUCAGUAUUUCGAGGAAGAGUCCGAGCAUCAUGCCAGUCAUGAGGAAUUUAAGCGUCACGAGCAUCGUCUUACCCUUGAAGCUGAGCUGGCCGCUUUGCGUAUACAAAUUGGACCUGGCGAGGAUGGAGAAGAGGAGGCCGAGGAGCCUGAACAUGAGCAUGAUCCGGAUCCAACACCACCGCCUUCGCCAGAAACCAGCAGCGGGAGUAAUCUAAUCAAUGGCGGUGUCAUGUCGCAGUCUCUGUUUGGAUCCGCUGAGCUCCUAUGUCCAAAGCUUCGCAAUCACGAGGAUCUGAUGUCGAAGAGUGUCAAUGAAAAUAUGUUUUAUAACCACAAGAUCGAGGCCACCAUUGGCACUGCCACUGGCAUUACGAGCACACCCAAACGUGUGCCGCUGCAGCUUUUUGAGAACAUUGGAGGAAGUUGUGAGCAGAUUAGCUUCAAUCUAUCGCUGCAAAGCGAUCGAUUUGAGGUGAAUCCCCUAGAGCGUCGUGUGCCCUCGCAGGAUGACAUUGAUCGGAGUUGUAAGGUGGCCAAUGAUGCACCCAUUUCCACCAGUCAGGGUGCCAGCACCAAGAUCUUUGACAGCAUCAAGGAGAUUGAGAGAAAUCGUAAGCUUUUGCUGGCACAACAGGGACAUCAGGUCAUUGAGCAUGAGCGUCAGAAGAUGUACGACCUGAAGAAGAAGAGCCACGACGAGGCCCGCACCCAGUACUUGCUCUCCACGCAGCUUUCCAUGGAGAAGCAGCAGCAGCAGCAGCUGGUAGAAUCGGAUGCCAACGGCGGCAAAGAUGCUCAUUUAUUUGAGAAGGCCGCCGAGAUGCAAAAGCUCAGCAGCAAAACAGAUGAUGAUACACCUGACCAGCAGCAGGUGCACAAGGUAAAUGGUGACAAGGAAAACAGAAAGUCAACCGGCAGUAGUCCCACAACAACAACAACAACAACAACAACAUCGCAACAGCAACGCCACUCGCAACCGGAACUGGAACACCACGCCAUCGCCCUGGGUUUAGGCACUGGCUCGAGUGGCGGCCAAUUGGUGGCCCGCAGUCCACGUCCCCUGUCCGAGGCCAACAAUUGUGAGGCAGCCUUGGAGGCGCCCAAGUUUGCCAAUGGCAUGAUGGACUCGACAACUUCAUCCGCUCAGGCUGGUACGGAUAAUAAGCGGGCCAGCAGUAAUUCCCAGGAUACAGCAUCGGCGGGCAGUGGCAGUGGGAAUAGCGGCAGUGGUGGCAGCACAGCCAGCGAAAGGAAGCGUGUCCUGCCGAAGCAUCAGCGCCCACUGACCCGUUACCUGCCCAUCUUCUCGCCGGAUCUGAAUCUGCGGCAUCACAUCGAGACGGCUGGUCACCAGAUCGAUCUAUGCCCGCACGUCUUUGUUGAUGCCCAAAGCUGUCGGGGAUAUCUGCACAAGCUGGGAGCCACGUUCCAUGCGUGGUCGAGGCGAUGGUUUGUCCUGGAUCGUCAGAGGGGUGCAUUGAUUUACUUCUCCGACAAGUCGGAGCGGAAGACCAGAGGUGGAGCCUAUUUUGCAUCCAUUGACGAGGUCUAUCUGGAUCAUUUGAAUGCCUCGAAGAGCGGCCGACCGCAUUGCACGUUUAUUGUCAAGACGAAGAAGCGAAGCUAUAAUCUGCAGGCAGCCUCCGAUUCGGCGGCGAGAAUUUGGAUCGAUGCCAUUAUAACCGGAGCCCAGGGAAAUCUGGACUAUUAAAGAGCCAAAAAAAAGAAAGAAAACAAAUAACAAAUAACAAACCCAACAACACAGACGCAGCAUUCUUAAUUUAAUAAGUUGAACUAAGUGAGACAAAGAAACAAAGCAUAAACUGUAACCAUAGCCAAGUAAGAUCUAAAAAUCCACAAGCGGUUUGCUCAACACAUGUCCUAUGUGUCCUGUGGUUACAUUUUCGGUUUGGCACAACUAAGUAUGUAAAUCCGAGAUUUUAGUACUGGACCAAAAAGUAAUGAAUGUAUUUUUAUAUACUUAUAUAUAUAGGGAGAGAUAGAUAUAGAGAUAUUGUAUGUGUAUAUUUAGAUACCUAAUGCUUUUACUUUUGUCAUAUUCCUAGUUAUGGACUAUUUUUCUAUUAUAUAUAUGUUUAUAAACAUAUAUGUAUAUUUAAAUAAUGUAUCAAAUGUAUAUCAAGGACAACCCCACGCUACUAACACCGCCAUUAAUUCAAAGCCUAAUCAUAUAGAUGAUAUAUAAUAGCCAAGGUGCCCUGAAAUUCAAAACGUUUCUCUAAUUGUAUGUAUUUAUAUUUUAAAAGUAAGCGUUUGCUCAAAAAAUGAAUUGCCUCGCUAAAUGAAUUGUGUUCAUUACUGAAAAACUCCAUAAAGGAACAAGAAGAAAAAUGGAAGAGAGAGAUAUUCCCAUCUAGGAAUACACAGGGAAAAAUAAAUUGCUCCGCCAAAUGAAUUGUAUACAUCUCAGAGCGAGAGAAAAAGGAGAGAUAGAGCUUUCCAUAUAAAAAUGAACACAACAAAUUUUAAGAAAUGAAUUUUCAGGGCACUGCUAUUAUAUUAAUCACACAUCUUAUGAUCGCAUAUACAUAAUACCUAUAUAACAUAAUAUGUUAUACAAUUUAGACUAUAACUUUAUAUAUACAUUUAUAUCAGUUUGUUUAACGAUUUAAAUAUGAAACACAACCAAAAUGACUCUUGUUUUAUUGUGAAUUUAACUAUUAACUUUUACAUACUACAAGUUAACCAGCAACUACUAUAUUUUAUAUAUCCCUAUAUAUACCAUAUAUAUAUAUUUUGUAUCGGAGAAUAUAGAGUUACUAAGCCCAAGACUAAAACUGAAUAUUGAACGAAAGGAUAAUCAAAAGAGAGAAACACAUAACUAUAAAUAU
This is a messenger RNA of Drosophila serrata, 5548 nucleotides long. RefSeq names its product pleckstrin homology-like domain family B member 1. Gene Ontology annotation, molecular function: protein binding. Lineage: Eukaryota; Metazoa; Arthropoda; Insecta; Diptera; Drosophilidae. The record is from RefSeq and is a predicted model, not a curated record.